UUGACGUGUAAAUCCUACUGUCACAAUACAAAAGUAACCUCAAAAAGCAUAUUUUGCUUUUAUUUUAUUUCACUACAAACAUAAUUAGUAUUUUACGAGUUUUUCGAGAAGACCAAAGUUAUAAUCAUGAGCAUUAUGUUGAAAAGUGCCACAAUAUUUUCUCAAGCACAAUGUAAUAUAUCAUUCCUACAAUUUUCUGUUACAAAACUUCUGUUUUUAACCAAUGCUCGGUAUUCUAUGUCAGUGGUAUCUCGUGCGUUAAGCAGCUCUUCAGUUUUGAGUUCGAAGCAAUGGCGAGUAGAGCGGGGCUUGUCUCGUAAUCGUAACGCUGAAGGAAUUCUUACCGAUACCCCAGACUUCACAUAUUUGGAUGGGCGACCAACCCCUCUACUGCAAAAACAAAAGAAGCGAAUCAUAAAGCAAAGAGAAAUGGCCGCUAAGAUAGUUGAAAUGUGUUCCGAACUCGACUUUGCUAAAGAGAGAUACCAGAAUAUGGAAGCUGAGAAAGAGCAAGAGAGACGGAGUAUCCUUGCGAACAGACUGAAGCCCAAAGGAACUGCUUUGAACAAGAAAAACUAGAUUUAUUAUGUAUUGUUAAUGUAGGCUAGCUGUAAAUACACUUGUUGAUAAUUA
Messenger RNA from Helicoverpa zea (corn earworm), 633 nucleotides. RefSeq names its product 39S ribosomal protein L52, mitochondrial (gene mRpL52). NCBI's taxonomy places the organism in Eukaryota, Metazoa, Arthropoda, Insecta, Lepidoptera, Noctuidae. The coding region runs from base 127 to 579 and encodes 150 amino acids. Gene Ontology annotation, biological process: mitochondrial translation. The record is from RefSeq and is a predicted model, not a curated record. Gene Ontology annotation, molecular function: structural constituent of ribosome. Gene Ontology annotation, cellular component: mitochondrial large ribosomal subunit. The transcript is spliced from 2 exons.